GGAUUAGACUUCACCUGCUGAUGACUGAAGCCCUGCUGAGCAUUUGUGAUCUAAGAGUGAUUUGGUUUCCUGUUUGGAGAGGAAGGAGUGCAGCUGAAAGAGUGCAGCUGAGAGAGUGCACCAGACAGAGUAGUAGCUGAGAGAGUCAUUGAGGAAAGGAGGAAAAGAGGAAAGGAGGAAAGAAAGGAGGAAGAAAAGAGGAAGAAAAGAGGACGGCAGCAGGCAGCGCGCAGGUUUAGCGGAGUGUGUGUGGAGCAGCAGAGCGCACAGGCUCCUGCUCUCAGCCACAGCACUGCUGCUGCUUCCAGAUUUAUACAGCUGUACAUUUAGCUUUGCUCGCUAGCGCCAUGGAGUGAUUCUCCUUCAUGUCAUCUAACACAUAAAUAGCUGUGCUUUGGCUGGUGGGAGAAGCAGCAGCGGCGCAGGGCCUCAGUCCUCGGUGUCGAGUUAAACCCUGAUCCGGGAUUCACGCGCCUGUGUGUAGGAGCGAGAAGAGCCUUAGCCAUGGGCGACAACAGAGAUUCUCGCAGUCCAGACAGCUCUUCUGUGUCGUCACCACCUUCAGGGAAACAAUCGCCUGCACUGGUUCCCUCAGCAGCUGCUAUGACCUCACUGCCACCCGUUACUUCCGCAGUCAGCAGUCCGAUUAGCAGCAUGGGAUCACCCUUUUCAGUCAUCAGCUCUUCUCUAGGUUCCCCAUGCCUCCCUGGGACACCAUCAGUGGGCUACGGCCCUAUUAGCAGUCCCCAGAUCAACUCCACUGUGUCCAUGUCCGGCCUGCACGCCGUCAGCAGCUCUGAUGAUGUAAAGCCGCCGUUUGGCCUGAAGCCACUUUUAGGCCACAGCCCUGGACCCACACUGUCCCAGAAACGGCUUUGUGCGAUUUGUGGCGAUCGCUCCUCUGGUAAGCACUACGGUGUGUACAGUUGUGAGGGAUGUAAAGGGUUUUUUAAGCGCACUGUCAGAAAAGACCUGAGCUACACAUGCAGAGAUAACAAGGACUGUAUGGUGGACAAGCGCCAGAGGAAUCGCUGCCAGUACUGCCGCUACCAGAAAUGUCUAGCCAUGGGCAUGAAGAGAGAGGCUGUUCAGGAGGAGCGUCAGAGGAACAAAGAGCGAGAUGGAGAAGUGGAGUCCACCAGUGCAGUGAAUGAAGAGAUGCCAGUGGAGAAGAUUCUGGAAGCGGAGAUGGCUGUGGAACAGAAGAUAGAGCUGCAUUCUGAUGGAAGUUCAGGCACCAGCUCUGAGAAUGAUCCUGUCACGAACAUCUGCCAGGCAGCUGAUAAGCAGCUCUUCACUCUGGUGGAGUGGGCCAAGAGAAUCCCACACUUCUCAGAACUGGCUCUCGAUGAUCAGGUCAUCCUUCUACGUGCUGGUUGGAAUGAGCUGCUGAUCGCCUCAUUCUCUCAUCGCUCCAUCAGUGUGAAGGAUGGCAUUUUGCUGGCCACUGGACUCCACGUCCACAGAAACAGUGCACAUAGCGCGGGAGUGGGAGCCAUCUUCGAUAGGGAGAGUGCGCACAAUGCAGAGGUUGGGGCCAUAUUUGACAGGGUGCUGACUGAACUAGUGAGUAAGAUGAGGGAUAUGCAGAUGGAUAAGACUGAGCUGGGGUGUCUAAGAGCCAUCAUCCUUUUCAACCCAGACGCAAAGGGGCUUUCAAACCCAAGUGAAGUGGAGUUACUGAGAGAGAAAGUCUAUGCUGCACUAGAAGCUUAUUGUAAACAGAGAUAUCCUGACCAGCAGGGCAGGUUUGCCAAGCUCCUCCUCCGACUGCCAGCGUUGCGCUCCAUUGGUUUGAAAUGUCUGGAACACCUGUUCUUCUUCAAGCUGAUUGGCGAUACCCCAAUUGACACCUUCCUCAUGGAGAUGCUGGAGGCUCCCCAUCAGCUGACCUAAUCUGGACCACUUUCUAGCCAGUUGUAUCUGGUUUGCACCAGGGUGUACCGGUAGCCUGGACAUUGGGGCUUCACUGUGUCUGUUCAAUCUCCUGCUUACACCUUCCUUUAUUCUCUCCUUUUCUUUUCCCUCCCGCGUCGUCUCCUACGCUAGUAUUGCGCCAAAAAGACUUUAAUCUCUCAGAAAACGAAGAGGGGAAAUUUUACAUCGGGGACACGCCGAGAGAUAUUCGUAUUUUGCAAAUAAGGCUUUUCAAGAUUGUUUUCAGUUUUACACUUCCACUUUCAGAGCCUUUGUAUUGAUAAUGGUGCUCAGCAUUGUGUGUUUUUAUCUGCUACGAGAAAAUUACAGCUGGUACGUUUCUUUUCUCACUACAGCUCGAAAAGCUCAUGAGCUGAAUGCACAGCUCUCAUGAUCAGGACGUGAAGUUUCAUCACUCGUCGUAACCCUAACGCGGCGGUCACGCCUGAUGCGAAUAAAACCUGCCUGGUGAAAGAGCCAGUUCACUUGAAUGGAAGAGGACAUGCUAUGCAGGGGAAAGAAAAGAAUUUGCUUCCUGUGGCAGUUUAUUUCUCCUUAUCUACCGUCUCCGAAUUUGCUUUUUGUGCCGAGUUCAUGUCGAUGAACUUUAACCCCAUGAAUCUGCAAAUCUUGGAAUAGAAUUGUGGGCCAAUAGAAAACAAGAGCACGGUGCUGGAGUCCUGUCUUUCAGGAAGACUCGACACGGAGUAACUGCCUGUUAUCACUGUAUUACUGUUUCCCUGUUUUAUACAGCAGGAUGUCCAUGGAAUUGGUUAGCGGGAGCUGAAGAGCUGUUACAAACUAGCUAUAUGAAUCUCCUAAUAAUAUUCUGUUUAAUGAGCUAACACGCUAAAGGCACUUAGCAGUCUGAAAAGAAUAGUCAGCAUCAGCAAGGUUAGCUGUUCACCAAAUCACUAGUUUCCUUCAAGGACUGUCCUUAAUCAUAAUCUGAUUUUGCUCAACCCUGGCAAAUAAAUUCACAAAAAUCUGGUGUGCUUGCUCCUUCAUGCUACACCGCCAGUGACUUUUUUUUUCUUUCUCUACUAUACCCUGGGUGUUUGUGGGUGUUUCUGUAUUUUCAGGUUACUGCCAUUGUUGUGAUAUUCACACAAGCUUAGCUACAGGACGUAUAUAAACGCACCCGUUUGAUCACAAAUCUAAUGUCUUCCCACUAAAAAUAAAAUUCUUGAGGGAAAUGCUUCUGUGCUAUGUAUCAGAAUGAAGACAACAUUUUAUGCUUCACAAUUUCUGCCUGGGCUUAAAAAAAAAAACACCAGCACUGUUGCAUUCUGGGUAAACACUUCAGCUUGUGGCAGCACAGCGAUUAGGAGCUAGGAAUAAAAUAAACCAAAAAACACGGUUUCACAAUCCAGAAAAAAGAAACGUGGCACAGUCCCUUGCCAGAUUGCUCCACUUCUUCUCGACUGUGCUCCUCUUUGUUGCGUCUCUUGCCCCGCCCACUUCACGCUGCUAACGUUUGCUUCGCCGAGUGUCACCUGACAUCAGCAGCUCUAAGUGAAUGACUUCUGGCAGCUUCCUCGCGCCGUGUGGCUGCAGGGGUGAGUGCAGGGUUACAGCAGCAGACGUGUGUGUAACAGGUGACCGUACAGUUUAACAGCAACAGUGUGUAUGUGCAGAUUAGUAAUUCAGGUGCUGUCUCGUGAGGUUCCUGUGAAAUUCUAGCCAGGUUCUUAAUGAACAAAUCUAUGUGGAAUGAUUGUAGUCCAAUGGACGUGUGUUUUUGAUCAUGUCCUGGAGCAGGCCCUUUAAAGACGUGGCUGUUUUAAUGUCAUUUGGGGUCUUUAGUGGGUGGUGAUUACCCCUCCUUCCUUCUUUAUGUUCUUUAACUAUGUACUCCCACAUCUGCCCAUGGCUCAGUUUAUCUAUCAUGUGGUCCAGUGCUUGGGAAAUUACCUGCUACGUUUUAAAACCAAACGUACCCCAGACCCACACCUUGUCCCCAGGUUCGGUUUGAAAAAUGUGUGUAUACUGUGAUGUACAAUAUGUGAAUCCAAUCACUUUUUUAUAUUUUUCAUGUGCCAAAUGUGACAUUCUCUUAUCUCUCUCUCUCUUAUCUCUCUCUCUCUCUCUCUCUCUCUCUCACACAUUAUAUGGUGUUUAAAAAUAGUAAUAAAAAACCAGGUCAGUAGGUUAAGUCCUGUGAGGGGCUUGACAGGUUCUACAUUCCA
Messenger RNA from Pangasianodon hypophthalmus (striped catfish), 4106 nucleotides. It is a transcript of the gene rxrba, whose product is annotated as retinoid x receptor, beta a. NCBI's taxonomy places the organism in Eukaryota, Metazoa, Chordata, Actinopteri, Siluriformes, Pangasiidae. The record is from RefSeq and is a predicted model, not a curated record. The coding region runs from base 505 to 1896 and encodes 463 amino acids. The transcript is spliced from 12 exons. Gene Ontology annotation, biological process: anatomical structure development; retinoic acid receptor signaling pathway; response to retinoic acid. Gene Ontology annotation, molecular function: zinc ion binding; nuclear receptor activity; nuclear steroid receptor activity. Gene Ontology annotation, cellular component: RNA polymerase II transcription regulator complex; nucleus.